AUGAAAUCGGCCUUUAAGUGUGCCACCACCGCCUGCUUAUUGUUAUUUGUCUUUACGGCAGAAUUCGUGGAAGCUGUUAAGCUCAGCGAACUGACAGCAUCGGUAUUAAAUGAGACAUUUCCAGAAAAUUUUGUUGUCACGAGGAAAAAGGAGCUGCUGUUCAUCGGCCUUGAUGUCAUGCUGUUCUCCGGAUGCACUGAUAGCUGCAGUCAAACGUGUGCCAUUCCAGUUGUUGUAGCACCCGUGGCAGGCACUCAAUCUACAAUUCCUCCUUCACAAUCACCUUCAUCAACAGCCUUCCCGCCUCCUCCAUCACCUCCACCAACAACCCUCUUUCCACCACCACCACCCCCAUCAACAACUCUUCCACCACCACCACCUCCAUCAACCACUCUUCCACCACCACCACCUCCACCAGCCACUUUUCCGCCAUCAAUUCCUCCACCACCAGUCACCACAUCUGCCUUAUCCACAUGUGAAGUCUGCAAACAGAAUUGCAUGACCUGCCCGACAGAGAUCUGCAUCGGCUUGUGCAUGCCAAGAUGUGUAGCUGUCUGUUCAACUGGUGAGUCACCAGCUACUACUGGUGCUCCACUAUCACCACCACCACCCCCAUCAACAACUCUUCCACCACCACCUCCUCCACCAGCUACUCUUCCACCACCACCUCCUCCACCAGCUACUCUUCCACCACCACCUCCUCCACCAGCUACUCUUCCACCAUCACCACCACCUCCUCCACCAACUACUCUUCCUCCUUCACCACCGCCAUCAGUCACUACUGCUCCAGCUGCGACUUCAGUAAGGAACUAG
Messenger RNA from Cylicocyclus nassatus, 813 nucleotides. Lineage: Eukaryota; Metazoa; Nematoda; Chromadorea; Rhabditida; Strongylidae. The record is from the annotation of a GenBank genome assembly.